AUGUCCUCCUCUACAGGCCCGAAACUGGUCGUCGUCAUCGGCGCGACCGGUAAUCAAGGCGGGUCAGUCGCCCGGCGGUUCCUCCGAGAAGGCGCCGACCGAUUCCGCGUCCGGGGCCUGACUCGGGACCCCGGCACUGGGCCCGCCAGAGAGCUGGCUGCCCUGGGCGCGGAGAUGGUUCGUGCCGAUCUUAACGACGCAAGCUCCCUCGCAGCAGUUUUGAAGGGCGCGAAUAUCAUCUUCAGCGUUACCAACUACUGGGAACCGUUCUUCCCUCCCAAUAUCGAGGCGAGCCGGGCUCAGGUCAAUGCGCUGGGCCUAAAAGGCGUGAGGGAGUACGCCGGCCGUGUGGAGUUGACGCAGGGGAGGAACAUUGCUGACGCUGCUGCUGCGACGGUGGACUCACUGGAUGCGAAUGGUUUCAUCGCUUCGACACUCAGCCAUGCAGGCCGGUGCAGUGGAGGCCUAUUCAAAGAUUUGUAUCACUUCGAUGCGAAAGCAGAGGUGUUCCCGUACUAUGUGAGAGAGAAGCACCCAACACUGGCGGCCAAAAUGAGCUGUAUUCAGACGGGAUUCUUCAUGACGAGCCAUAGGAUCUUGCCCGACUCUUAUCUUGCCAAGGUCCAAGAUGGCAGCUUCGAGAUGCGCUUCUGCACUGACCCAGACAAGCUUGUGCCUCAUCUAGACCCAGUAGCUGACGUGGGAAACUUCGUCUAUGCCGUCUACCAGAUGUCAUCGUGGGUUGGGAAGGAGUACAUGGCCGAGGGUGCAACAUGUACAUGGCCUGACUGGAUAAAUGCCUGGAGUAAAGCGACUGGCAAGGCGGCUACUUACCGUCAAGUAACAAGAGAAGCCAUGAUCAAAGCUUGUGGUGACAAGGAUUUCGGAGCAGAGAUUGCCGACAUGUACGACUACACAUCGAAUCCAGGAUACGACGGAGGGAAAACAUUACUGAGGGCAAAGGAUCUACAGAAGGCUGGUGUCGAUUGCCCCAUGACGAGCUUGCAGGACUGGAUGAUGAAACAAGACUGGUCAAGCGUCCUGGCUAAGGCGCCUGUCGAUCCGUAA
Messenger RNA from Diaporthe amygdali, 1068 nucleotides. RefSeq names its product NmrA-like family domain-containing protein 1. The coding region runs from base 1 to 1068 and encodes 355 amino acids. The record is from RefSeq and is a predicted model, not a curated record. NCBI's taxonomy places the organism in Eukaryota, Fungi, Ascomycota, Sordariomycetes, Diaporthales, Diaporthaceae. The transcript is spliced from 3 exons.